AUGCCUCUCCAUCAAUUCGACUACCUCUUCGCCCUCGGCACCAUCUUUGCCUUUCUCGACGCCUGGAACAUCGGUGCCAACGAUGUCGCCAACUCCUGGGCCUCCUCCGUCGCCUCCGGCUCCGUCUCCUACAUCGGCGCCAUGUCCCUCGCCGCCGUCAUGGAAUUCUCCGGCGCCGUCGGCGCCGGCGCCCGCGUCACCGACACCAUCCGCACCGGCAUCGUCGACACCGAACGCUUCGCCACCAACGCCCCGCUCCUCAUGCUCGGCAUGGUCUGCGCCGUCGCCGCCUCCUCCAUCUGCCUCACCGUCGCCACCAAGCUCGGCAUGCCCGUCUCCACCACCCACGCUCUCAUGGGCGGCAUCAUAGGUUUCGGCGUCGCGGCCCUGGGCACGGGCGGCCGGCGUCGUCCAGGUCUUCAUCUCGUGGAUCCUGGCGCCGUUCUGGCCGGCGCCUUCUCGGCCACCAUCUUCACCAUUACCAAGUUCGUCGUGCUGCUCCGCAAGAAUCCCGCCCUCAAGGGGCUCAUCUUCUUCCCCAUCUACUUUGCCCUCACCGGCUCUCUCAUCGUCAUGCUGCUCGUUUCCAAGGGUGGAUCGAUCAACAUCCCCGAGGGACAAGUUGCUGGCGUCAUUGCCGCCGUUGGACUAGCCCUCGGUACCUUGGUUGGAGUCUUCCUCGUUCCUUGGCUAUACCGGACCGUGGUUUUGGAUGACUGGGAGCUCAAAUGGUACGAUAUCCCUCAAGGACCCUUCCUACUCCGCCGCGGUCCGGUCCCUCCUCGUCCGCAGGAAGACCCUGUCUACGGCGACCGAAGUCCCCGCCUCAGCCUCAACCUAGAGAGUCGUCCUGUCACGGUUGACUCUGAAACAGGAAUGGCAAAGGAGGCCAGAGUGACCGUCACUGAGCGCCCAACCCCUCCCCGAAAGUCUCUUGUCGGUCCCCGUCCCGACGGCCCCUGGCACAACAAGGCCGUGCUCUUCUGGGCGCUCAAAUGGGCCGUCUUCCACGGCGUGGACCAGGAUGUCGUCAACAUGCAGAACGAGACGGACGCCUUGAGCGGCAAUAUCAAGGACAUGCACGCUCGCGCCGUGCGCUAUGAUGGCAAGGCAGAGCACCUGUUCAAGUUCUUGCAAGUUCUCACGGCUUCGACGGCCUCGUUUGCCCACGGUGCCAAUGAUGUCUCCAACGCCAUCGGUCCCUAUGCUACCAUCUUUCAAAUCUGGAAUGAUGGAGUCUUGAGGAACAAUGUUGGCGUUCCAGUCUGGAUCCUUCUCUUUGGUGCCUUUGGAAUUGUUCUUGGCCUGUGGACCUACGGCUACAACAUCAUGAAAAAUCUCGGAAACAAGGUCACCCUGCAAUCGCCUUCACGAGGUUUCUCUAUCGAAAUGGGCAGCGCCAUUACUGUAAUCAUGGCUACUAGGUUUGGACUCCCCGUUUCUACCACACAGUGCAUCACUGGUGCUACAGUCGGAGUCGGAUUGUGUAAUGGUGACUGGAGGGCCAUCAACUGGCGCAUGGUCGCCUGGAUUUACAUGGGCUGGUUCAUCACUCUUCCCACCGCAGCAACUGUAUCCGGUGGCCUGAUGGCUUUCAUCAUCAAUGCUCCAAGCAGGGGGUCCGUCCUAUAA
Parascedosporium putredinis is the source of this 1632-nucleotide messenger RNA. The record is from the annotation of a GenBank genome assembly. NCBI's taxonomy places the organism in Eukaryota, Fungi, Ascomycota, Sordariomycetes, Microascales, Microascaceae.